Messenger RNA from Artibeus jamaicensis (Jamaican fruit-eating bat), 4948 nucleotides. RefSeq names its product terminal nucleotidyltransferase 4B (gene TENT4B). The transcript is spliced from 14 exons. The record is from RefSeq and is a predicted model, not a curated record. Bases 405 to 2591 code for a protein of 728 amino acids. Gene Ontology annotation, cellular component: nucleolus; TRAMP complex. Gene Ontology annotation, biological process: RNA 3'-end processing. Lineage: Eukaryota; Metazoa; Chordata; Mammalia; Chiroptera; Phyllostomidae. Gene Ontology annotation, molecular function: poly(A) RNA polymerase activity; mRNA binding.
CAUUUGCCAAAAAAACUUUCCAGGAUAUCGAACUCCCAAAACAGAAGGCUGAAGUCUGGCCCGGGGACUUUGGACCAACUUUAGAGGCACACAGGACAUGUGUUCAUUCUCCUUUUUUCUCCUGAUGACUUGAAAUACUGAAAAUUACCUUUCCCUUGUCUUUUUAACCACAGGAAUUGGGAAGUCAGGCAAAUGACCACCUCGUGGAAAAACCUCUGCUGAUGCCAACAAUGUAUGGUCCUCUUUUUAGUCUGUUGAUUCUGCACUAAGGGCUUUCAAGGGUGUUAGUGCACCUUUGGGGCGAACGAGGUUUCUUUACACACCCAACAGUGCGUGUCUAUCUCCACGCCUGUGCAUCCCUGAGUGUUCUGUGUGUGUGGCUGUGUAAAGUGGGUUUUGAGCCCAUGUCUUACACGUUCAACGGAGAUGCGCGUGCAGCCAUGCAGUCUCAGGGACGCGGAAACCGAGAUCGCCAGCGGCGUGCGCGUGGGGGCCACCUGGACGCCCAGCCAGAGCAGCUCGGACCGUCCAACAGUCUGUGGAUGCAGAUCUGGGAGACGACCCAGGGGCUGAGGAACCUGUACUUCAACCACCACUGUCACAGCAGCGGCGGCGCGAGCAGCGGGAGCGGCGGCGGCGGGAGCGGCGGCAGCCCCGGCAGCCCGGGCAGCUCCGGCGGCGCGACCCCAGCCGUCAUGUACCGCUCCGGGGAGCGCCUGCUGGGCGGCCACGCGCAGCCCGCAGAGCAGCGGGACUUCCUGCCCCUGGAGACGACCAACAACAACAACAACCACCACCAGCCCGUGGCCUGGGCCCGCCGCGGGGCCGCGGGCCCCUCGGCGUCCCCGUCCCCUUCGGCGUCCCCGUCCCCGCACCCCGUGGCCGCCGUGCCCUCUUCGGAGCCCGCCGACCCGGCCUCGGGCAGCAGCAACAAGAGGAAGCGCGACAACAAGGCCAGCACCUACGGACUCAACUACAGCCUGCUGCAGCCCGGAGGAGCGCGGGCCACUGGGGGCCGCGACGGUGGCGGGGGCGCAUACAGCGGGACCCCCUGGAAGCGGAGGAACUACAACCAGGGCGUCGUGGGUCUGCACGAGGAAAUCAGUGAUUUCUACGAAUACAUGUCUCCGCGGCCAGAGGAGGAGAAGAUGCGGAUGGAGGUGGUGAGCCGGAUCGAGAGCGUGAUCAAGGAGCUCUGGCCCAGCGCGGACGUCCAGAUAUUUGGGAGUUUCAAAACUGGCCUGUAUUUACCUACUAGUGACAUCGACCUGGUGGUGUUCGGGAAGUGGGAGAACCUCCCCCUCUGGACCCUGGAAGAGGCUCUUCGGAAACACAAAGUCGCAGAUGAGGACUCAGUGAAAGUUCUAGACAAAGCCACUGUACCUAUUAUUAAAUUAACAGACUCUUUUACUGAAGUGAAAGUUGACAUCAGCUUUAACGUGCAGAAUGGCGUGAGAGCCGCGGACCUCAUCAAAGAUUUCACCAAGAAGUACCCUGUGCUGCCCUACUUGGUCUUGGUGCUGAAGCAGUUCUUGCUGCAGAGGGACCUCAACGAGGUGUUCACAGGUGGCAUUGGCUCUUACAGCCUCUUCCUCAUGGCGGUCAGUUUCCUGCAGUUGCACCCCAGGGAAGAUGCUUGCAUCCCCAACACAAACUAUGGUGUUCUCUUGAUAGAGUUUUUUGAAUUAUAUGGACGGCACUUCAAUUAUUUAAAGACUGGCAUCCGGAUAAAGGACGGGGGUUCAUACGUGGCCAAAGACGAAGUGCAGAAAAAUAUGCUGGACGGCUACCGGCCAUCGAUGCUUUAUAUUGAAGAUCCUCUCCAACCAGGCAACGAUGUGGGAAGGAGCUCGUACGGGGCCAUGCAGGUGAAGCAGGCCUUCGACUACGCCUACGUGGUCCUGAGUCACGCUGUGUCGCCCAUAGCCAAGUACUACCCCAACAACGAGACCGAGAGCAUAUUAGGCAGAAUCAUCAGAGUGACGGACGAGGUGGCCACGUACCGAGACUGGAUAUCGAAGCAGUGGGGCUUGCAGAGCAGGCCUGCGCCCGCCCGCCACGGAAAUGGUGUUACCUUGAUAGUAGAUUCUCAGCAGUUAGAUAAAUGUAAUAAUAAUCUGUCUGAAGAAAAUGAAGCCCUUGGAAAAUGUAGAAGUAAAACUUCGGAAUCUGUUAGUAAACACUCUUCAAACUCUUCAUCAGGUCCGGUGUCUUCGUCUUCGGCCACACAGUCCAGCUCUAGUGACGUCGAUUCCGACGCGACGCCAUGUAAAACCCCGAAACAGCUGCUCUGCCGUCCGUCCCCCGGGAACCGCGUGGGGUCGCAGGAGGUGCCCGUGGAGACCUUGCAGGCCGGCGGGAGAGCGCAGGGCACCCCGGCCACCAGCACGCCGAGCAGCGUCAGCAAGUCGCAGCAUGGGCCCGCCCGGCUCUUCCGGUCUUCCAGCAAAGGCUUCCAAGGCACGGCUCCGACAGGCCACGGGGCCUCGGCGACAGAGAAGCAGCAUCCGGGCCGGUCCAGUAACCAGUAUUUCCACGGCAAGAAGAGGAGGCACAAGAGGGACGCCCCGCUCGCAGACCUGUGCAGAUAGUCGGCGGGGCGCGGUGGACCGCCUCUGCGCAGAGACCUCAGCCCGGGGCCGCGGCCGGGACUCCGGGGACGUGCCCCAGCCCGGCGCCGUCCAUGCGUUGAUUCAGCGUUUUUCCCCUGCUCACCGCAGAACGGAUCAUGAAGACUGACAGCUGCAGGAACCAAAAGCAAGCAAAGGGGGGGAAGGCUGCUCGUGGAUAAGUCACGUGCUACAACAGGGUCAUUUUAGGAUUUGAAGCUUGAAUGUAAAUGAAAUGUAUUUCUCAUUGGCUUCAUGCAGAGUUAGGGGACUGGGAGUCAGUGGGGGGCGAGGAAGAACACGGAAUUCGGAGGGCCGGGGAGGGCGGAGGACAGGCAUCUCGUAGAAAGCCCAGACCCCAGCGGGGGGCGUGGCCUGUGCAUGUUUUUUAAAAAGUAUUUUUGCACAUGUUUAUCAUUUUAUUGUGUGUAUAUAUAGAUGACCACAUAGGAAAUUGGCAUUUGUAAUAGUGGAUUUGUUAAUACUUUUUACAUAACAUUACUGUUUAAAUCGUAAACAGGUUCUCUCAGGAUUAGUUUGCAAAAUAAUCUGAUUUGUCAUAACAUCCACACGUAGGGAAGUGAUUUGUUCUCUCGAUCGGUUUUCCUUGGCAAUGAAAUGACAGGCCCUGGUGACCUGCUGCUGCGGGAGCGUUUCCUCUCUCGAGAAAAGGUUCACAGCGGCAAAUGACGCUCAUUUUAUUUUGUACAAACGAACAUACGUGUCUGUGCUGUGUCCUGGUGUGUGAGCACUGAAAACCUAGUCAUCUCAAAAUCAACUUGCGACCGUUUUCUAGAGUGCUGUCGUCCUGACCUCCUCGUGUGUGUUUCCUUUGCGGUCUUUUAAAAUUUUUAUUUCACUCUUUUAUUUUCUAAAAUCUCUGACAGGGAGGCACGGGCCGCAGCCCUUGCAAGCAUUGCCGGCACCGCCGACCCCGGGGGCUGCCAGUGCCUGGGCCCCUCGCCCCAGCUCGGGAGCCCCGGUGCCGCGGCUGUCGGGGAGCACGCCUGCAAGCAGCUUUCGCUACGUCACACCUGCGAAGGACUGUUUCCUCGUGCUCCACUUGACACUUUCGGUGUUGUCGAUCGUCCAGAAGGAAAUGGUCUUUACGAUGGGCCUGUUCUGUGUUGCCUUAUUAAGACCAAAUACUCUUGUCAGCCCGUCCCUCACCCUCUCCUUCCAUGGAAUUGUUGUCUUCAAUUAAAACUUUUUUAAACCUCCGCUUGUUUCAAUCAUACUGUAAGUUUCGGUUGUGGUCAGCUCUGAGAUGUGUCACUCUGGUUCGUCAUGUGCUGAGUUUGCAGCUCGGUUGGGGGGUCGCCCCCGGUCGAGUGUGCGUGACGCUUCUGCGAACACUUUCUCUGGCCAGAGCGUCUGUGUUCAGCGUCAGCGUGGGCUCUGCUGGCCGCGGCCAUUUCCGAGAGGAGAUUCUUUUAUAUGUGUGUACAUACAAAGUACUGUUGGCUUUUAGGAAUUUCUUUUAUAUACGUUUAUGAAAUACUGAAGACCGAUCAGACCAUUAAUGGACACUUAGUGCAACUUUUUAUAAAGAAAAUAAUGCUAAAGUCAGACCAAAACUAUAAUGUCAUCACUGAAAUCAGCAAUUCUCAAUGUGUUCGUGUUUUAAUUCACAAGGGAAAAAUGCGUUCCAGACCCGGAAACCCUGAUACCUGUGCAGAACCGUGGGAGGUUUUAAAUGUCACUUUUAAAUGUCACGUUACUUGGCCGGUGUUUCAAACCUUCCGAGUCCCAUUUUACCCUGAUCAGAAUUUGUAUCAAGGUGUCAAGCUUCCGUUUGUUUGAAACCUGUUUGUCCUGACGCUGUACGCAUAAUCACAGUAUUUAUUUUCUAGGACCGUUGUGAGUGUGUAGACCUAUGUUUACUGCUAAGGGAACAAUUAUUUAUAAAAUAAAGUGAAAUUCAGUAUUCGCUGCCUACUUCGGACACUUCAUACUCACAGACCCACCUGCCACGCUGACCGUGUGCUCAGAGGACCGCCCUCAUCGUUGGAAGCGAACGGACUCUUGGGGCGUGGGUAGCCGUGUCCGGUGAGCAUGUGAUUCUGUUCAAAGUGCUGGUAGCGGGAAGAUAAUCUUGAUUCCAUUGGGAAUCUUAGGUUUUCGUAAACUUAUUGGGAAAAUAGUUUUUCCUGUACUGCUGAUGUUUCUUUUUGGUAAACAGUAUCUUUCUAAAAAGGACAAAAGCGUGAAGGCGAAAUUGAGGCGUGUACAUUUCCUCAGCCGACCAGCAUUGUAUUCGUGUGUUACUGUGUGUCUUGCAGCGAGCAGGGCGGAAGCCGGCUCGUUUUUCAAUCCGAAGUAAAGUAACUUUGAAGAAC